AUGCUGCAAAGGAGAUUUCCCAAAUGGUUUCCUCCGUUGGAGAUGUUCCAUGGUGUCCAUGUGGAUGAUCUCAGUCCUGUUUUACCCAAGAUGGGGGAAAGAUGGGCCUGUUUUCCCCAUCUUGGGAAAAAAACAGGUGGAUCCAGGAUGUGCAGAAGAGUCAGGGGCUUGCCUGGAGUCACAGCCCUGGGUGCAUCUGAUGAAGGAAUGCCAGCAGGAAAAUGCUGAAGGACUGUCUCAAACUCCCCUCAGAGACAUGUCUGUCCACCCAGGGUCCACCAACAUUCACCCCAAACCUGUAGGGGACUUUUUGGGAGUGUUAUCCCUUUAUCAGUCUGUGCCAUGGGCUUUUCUCUCUCAAGUGCUCUUAUUUUCCUGUCACCUGUGAUAGCUAUCAGGAAUAAUUCAUUAUAUUUGCAAGGCGCUUGCCUAUCAUCACACAGAGGCUGGAGCCUUGUGUGGGUGACGAAAAGGGAGUGAGGAUGUGUGACCCAGGCCUCACCCAGGAUUUUCAGCCAGGAAUCUUUCCCCUGUGCCCUGUUCCAGCUUUGACAUUGCCCUGCUGCGCCUCGACUCUCCUGCCAACGCCAACGGGUUCGUCGAGCUGGGAGCGCUCCCACCCAAGGGAGAAGUUUUGCCCGAUGGUUAUCCCUGCUACAUUACAGGCUGGGGAGUGGUCAGUGGUGAGUAAGGGGGGAGGAGGAGUGUCCACCAUGAAGAUAAAGCUGCUUCCUCAGCCCCUGGAGCUGCUGGGCUGAGGUGUCCCCUGUCUCGUGUCCCCUCUCUGGUGUAGCAGGCGGUGGCAGCGCGGACAGGCUGCAGGAGGUGAUGCUGCCGGUGGUGGGCCAGGAGAUCUGCUCCCAGGAGGACUGGUGGGGCUCCCAGGCAAAGGACACCAUGCUCUGUGCAGGUGGAGAUGGCCUGAGGGCAGGAUGCAGUGGGGACUCUGGGGGCCCUCUCAACUGCUACAGGGAUGACCACUGGGAAGUCCAUGGGAUUGUGAGUUUUGGGUUGGUUCCCUACUGUAACACCUACCAGAAGCCCACAGUCUUCACACGAGUGUCAGCCUACGUGGACUGGAUCUACAGUACUAUGGAGAAUAAUGGAGGCUUCUAGAGAAGGAUCACUUGGUGCAUGAAUAUAUGAGAUUAAAUUAGGUACCUCUGCUCUUUAAC
Messenger RNA from Prinia subflava (tawny-flanked prinia), 1175 nucleotides. RefSeq names its product chymotrypsin-C-like. The record is from RefSeq and is a predicted model, not a curated record. NCBI's taxonomy places the organism in Eukaryota, Metazoa, Chordata, Aves, Passeriformes, Cisticolidae. The coding region runs from base 829 to 1116 and encodes 95 amino acids. Gene Ontology annotation, molecular function: serine-type endopeptidase activity. Gene Ontology annotation, biological process: proteolysis. The transcript is spliced from 3 exons.